This is a messenger RNA of Pocillopora meandrina, 14819 nucleotides long. NCBI's taxonomy places the organism in Eukaryota, Metazoa, Cnidaria, Anthozoa, Scleractinia, Pocilloporidae. The record is from the annotation of a GenBank genome assembly.
GCAUAGGCAUGGAUCCAGUAAGUAUUUCUUUGAGAAAGCCGGUGGGAGGGGUGGUGGGUCAGAAGUUCCAGAGUUAAGAUUCCAGUGUUGAGUCUAUACCUCAUCUAGAACAAAUACUGAGGCUGAUUGGUCGAUGGAAUUUUUCGUCUCGGUUCCGCCAUGUUUGUUAUGAAUAUUUAAAAUUACGUUUUAUUCUUUGCGUUGCCUGUAGCAACCUGAGCACGGUAUUAUGGCGCUCGUAAACUAUUCAUCCACACGUUAUGAUUAGCCACUUCUGGCGUACACCACAUCUGAAAAACCAUUGAUGCCAUGGCGAUAAGAGUGGAAUUGGAUCAACUGCUGAAUCUUUCCUUGGGCACUCCCGAACUCGGAGCAGUAAACUUCAACAUUCUUCAUGGAGUAAUACGAGAGAUUCUCAAUCAUUUAGGUAUUGAAAAGAAGGCAAAAGAUAUCGUAGAUAAUGGGCAUUUUAAAGCGGCAUUUGCACUGCUUAAAACCAGUCAAGAAAGUUUUCAAAGUGGAGAAAAAGGCGAAGAUGUCGAAUGCUCUACUGGAGAGAGAGGAAAUACCGAUAAAACACCUUUCCCCGUUGCUGUAUCAUCUCUACCAUUUCAGAAUAAUUUGGAGUCUAAAGUAGCAAGUAUCGAAAAAAGGUUGGACGUAUUGGACGAUUUGCCAAGUGACGCCGAAAUUCUUCAACGUGCUAAGCAAAAGAAGGAAGGUAGAACGCCCGUCGGUGAUAUGUGGCAGUUUAUAAACAUAAACAGAAGACUCGGUGCCACCGAAACUGGCAUUGAAAAGGUGAGUAGCAUUAUUGACUUACAGCUUGGGCUUUGAACUGUGAAAUCUGUCAGUAAUUAAGGGUUUCCGAACUACUGUUAAGUGUUUUGUUAUUCCACAAAUCAAUUUUAUUACUCCUAAUAUAAUCACGCGAACUCCUUGAAGUGAACUUUUUCUAAGUCGGAUGGGUGUACUAAAGAUGUAGCGUAGUCACCUGAUCAAGUUAGAAAUGAUUUGUUUACAUAACCAUUCGUACACAUAGAAUCAUUUAUAAUUGAUAAUGCAAACUUUACGGGGGUUAAUAAUUAAGCAAAAUCGUACAGUCUUUGCAAGUGAAAUUAAGGAAAAUGUUUCUUCUGAUCGAUCUUAAUAUGAAAAUACGAAACGAUCAUUAACCAUACUUUUGGGUCGUCGUGUUUUAUGCUAUCAGUGCAGGGUAACCACCUCGGAGAAAGGAAAUUGAAAUGCAUUUGUAUGUAAUGUUAACAUAAUGGAAAGUCUGAAACUUCUUAGAAUUAAUACGUAGUUUUUUAAAGUGAUACAGUUGUUUUUCAUUUGUCAUCACAAAAUGUAUUCAGUCAAGUGGAGUGGUUAAUUGAGGUUUGUUACUUUAGCAAGGGUUUAAGAGAGAGUUUUAUAUUGAACUUUUUAUUUACAAAACUGAAAAGUAUUAAUUCUUAUCAAACAUUUGGUCCUAUCUGCUUCUCAUUAUAUCAAAGCUUCUAUUAUUAUUCAUGUUGUUAUUGAAAUAUUAUCUAUUGUUUAUAAUUUUAGCUGUGGUUUUCAAUCAGGUGAAUGUGAAAAAAUAUGAAUCAUGGGCAAUUAAGUCUAUAAAAAUAGUGAGCAGUUUUCAGUUCUAUGUUAUUAGAACAGAAUUAGUGAGAUUAUUGUCAAUGACAUCAAUAACAAGGAUUGACUGAAAAGAUGAAUGGACUGCAUUAUAGUAAUUCAGUGGCCCUUUGAAAUUCCAAAGUAUUAAGGAGUGUUGGAAGGAAACCAAAACAAAGGUGACAAGAUAUAAACAUAGUAUGUCUAAGUUUUCAUUUCAUGUUAACCAGUUUUUAGGAUUCACAGGGAAGGAACACUAAUAAACACUGAAAAGUUGAUUUAGUUUUCUUUUUUAUGUCUUGAGUAAAAAUUGUUGUACUGUUUCAUGAACUGUGGAACACAGUCAAGCUAAUUUUUUCAAAAGGGUGUUCUUUUUUUCUUUAAAUUACCCUCAUAAUAACCUUUCCACACUGAUGACCUCUCCUUCGUGAUAAAAAAAAUAAGAUCUUAUAUUUUUUACAUCCUUAAACCCAUCCAUUAUUGGAAAGUUCUAUGGCUGUAACACAAAUUCUCAGGCUAAACUUUUUACUCUGGGGUAUAUUUUCUAUUCAUGGUGCCAUUAUGUAAUAUGUUCUUUUGAUACUUUGCUUUACUCACUUAUUAACACCCUUUCUUAUGUAAACACUAACUGUUAUUAAUUGAUUAUAUUCUAUUAUGUUGAAGCUUUUAUUUAUUUAUUUUUAUCAUAAACUGCAACUAAUCAUAGACACAACCUGAACAAAUAGACAUUUCUUUGAUAGCUUACCAGCCUUCUAGACACUAUGAUGAAAGAAGUGAGUGAAGUCAAGGAAACUGCAGCAGAAAUUGAUGAUUUAAAGAACAAGUUAGCAGAGGUAUGAUUGGAUUUUUUUGUUUAACAGUAAUGUUUUAAUUGACACAAUGUUACUCUAAUUGGAACCUUGAAUGUAUGAUAAUUAUUUCAAACUCAGCAAUAGAGAGGCUUGACUUGAGUACCUGAGAGUCCCCUAAAUGGCUGUAUAUUGGAAUAUACAAUGACUGCCUUGUUUUCAGUUAGUUUUCCCUGACAUUGACUCUGAAUUGAAUAACUGUACUGGCUCAGGUUGUUUUUUGAAACUAAUGAGGCCAGCUAUGUAUUACAUUCCAGAUGUGAGUAUUUUUUAUACACUUCUUUAUGUACAAAUUAAGGCUUCACCAUUAAAUAUGCACUGUGUAUAUGUUGUAGUUGAAAUUGAUUCCAGAUUACUCGUAGUAUGAUUUUGAGCCGGUAAAUUAUUUGAUGAUGGUGAUUUAACUAGAACAAAGGAAAAACAAAAAAACUGCAGGUAGUGUGAAAUGAUUUUGACUUGAAAAUCAGCUAUUCAAACCACAACAUGUACAUGUAUGCUGUUCAAUUUUGGUAUUUAAUGCUUGCAAUUUAAAAAUGGAGGUAAAAUGUAAGUUGGCUCUCCUUUAGUAAGUUAAUUUGUCAUGUGAGCUAAAACGUACAAUCAUGUAACUUGUUUCUUUAAAAUUUGUUUUUGUUUUUGUUGCAUUAAAUGUGGAAUCAUUUUUCUAUCUGUUAAGUAAAUUGCCUUUGGAUUCAGCUAAUCAAGCACUCAUUUACCCAAUUGGUUUCUCAUCAGAAAGCUAACAAACCCUUAUUUGUGACAUUUUUUUUGGCCAUUUUUGAGUGUAGUUGGAGAAACUGAAUUCAAGUUUAAGUGAAAGAAUUUCAGCAUUGGAGAGUGUAGGUAAGGAAAAUAUUCACCAGAUGUUUUUCAUGUUCCUUAGUCUUUCUGACUGUUAACUUUUAUCCUUUUAUGACAAUUAAACACACAGAUGUUAUUAUUCUACUUCGAUAGAAGGUCAUCAGAAAUUUUAAAUUUAAUGAUUCAUGUUUUGUUUCUUACUGCAUUUUGCAGACAACUCUGAAGAAAGAAAGAAAAUGGAAGAUUUGCUGAAGGAGAUGGUAAGGAAACCCAUAGUUAAGAAUGAUCACCCUGUUUCAUAGCAGGACAGUUUUGGGACAAUUAACAGUCCACUUAUCUUACAUUAUUCUCUGUACUUGGUACAAACCAUUAUCAAAAGAAAGUUAAAAUCAAGUAAAUUAAAUAUACUACAUGUAAGUGCAUGUACCUAAUCUUCAUGUGCUUAAAUGCAAUGGGAUAACCUAAGUAUUUUAGCUACUGUCAAACUUUGAUUAUCUGAACUUGUGGGGACUCAGGGCUGAAUAGUCUCGGUAAUCAAGAGUCUGAAUAAUAGUUUGUUUUAAAGUUGCGUGCUUGGUUGCUAAACCUUUGAACAGGAGUGAGACUAGGGUUGACCCUGCUAUGAUACAAACCUUGCUGCUUUUCAAAUGCAAAUUAUGUUGUUAUCAUGGUAACUAGAUACUGGUCUCUAUCACAACAUGGUCACCUUCAGCCUCACUCCAACUCAAAGACGUUGCAACUAAGUACACAACUGUGAAAUGGCAUAUUGAAACUAUGUAUAUUAGUGAGCCAACAAUAAAACUGAAUACAAAUCAUUCAAUCAAUGUCACAUAACAAUUAAGGAAUGGUCUCAAAUUGUCAUGCAUCAUUGUCAAAAUUUUCCCAAAGCAUUUACAAAAUUAAUAUGUUUUAUGACAAUGUUUCUCAACUUAAAAUGCUGAUGUAGAUGAGUUUGUUUCAAGCUGCUACAGCAUGUGCUGGUAGCUAAUUCUAUCACUCUUUGCGAAAGCGGCAUUAAUAGAAUAGCAUCAACAAUGUUUCAGUACACCCACUUUGUUAGACCUGUUUUUAGUUGUCUAUUUAUUCAUACAUUUAUGUACAUUUUAAAAAACUAUGUAUGGAGUGAACUUAAAUUCUAUUUUUAGAGGUUACCCAAAGGAAAUUAUUAAUUUGGUUGUUGUAAUUUGGACUCAUUCCCUUUCUAUGCAGUGUACCCUUGCAAUGCAAUAGUGUAAAUACAGUGCUUUAACAUAUAUUACCUACCAUAUUUGUUCAUGAAAACAUUUGGCUUUCAGGAACACCUGAAGAAACAAGUAGAUGGACUUCCCACUAUGGAUGAUCUCAACAAUCUGGAUAUUUAUGUCAAAUGGCCACAGCUUGAAGAAGCCUUAAAUGCAAGGAGGAGUCGCACUCCAUCUGCAAAGUCCAGAGUUUCAACCCCUAAACCAAGAACCCCCACUCCACCACCACCAAGAACGCCCAGUCCUCCUCACCCUUCCCCUGAGGCACUGGAAGCAUUAAGGCAAAUAGGGGAGCUAAUGGAUAAACAUGAAGUUCUUAUUGAACAAGUGGAUGUUCUAGAGGUAUAGUAGAAAAUGUUCUUUUAUGAAGAUUUUAUACAGUCAUACACUGUACAUGUCGCAUAUGUUAGUUAGACAGGUGUAACAUCCUGAUUAAAAUUAUUUUAAUUGAUUUUUACACUUGAUAAUUUAUUUGUUAUCUUAAGAUGUACAAUGUCAUUAUUUAUUAUUACACCUGUGUGCGAUAAACAAGGGUUUUAAUAACUUUUCCAUAAGGCAAUCUAUGUUGUAAUAGUACCUGGUGUUUAUUGAACCCCCCUGAAGAAAUUUUCAUCCAUUUGGUGGUCAGGCUCUCCGUUAACCUGUUGAAAAAGUGUGAGGAACCAAUUUAUCUUUUCAGCAUUAGAUUUCAUGUGUAGUGUCACCUGACUUUUGAUGUUAACAAACCACAAAAGUUCAGACAUUGAGUCAAUCACCCACUACCUUGAAUUUGAGCUUCAGCAUUUUGUCUUAAAUAAUUUCCCACAGUUGGGAAGCAUUUCUAAACUAUAAAAUUGACUUCUUUGAUUUAUCAUAUGUUUGAUUAUUUAUCAACCUAGUUCUUAUUUUGCUACCACUAAAGUAGAUGUAAAUGCCCUCAAAAUACCUGAUCAGAUACAUCACUUUAUGCAUGCAUAUGGUGAUGUACUGUAUCUGAACUAGUUUGAUUAUUCCAUGCCAGAAAGAAUUCAACAUGUUCAGCAAAUUGUUUAGACCUGUUGAGUGAAUCAGUUGUCACCUCAAAAAUGAAAACAAUAUAAAGUGACUAUGAAAGACAUAUGGUAAAACCUCUUUAAGUGUCCAUUUAUGAUACAGGUUUUGGUUCACAAAAGUGCCAAAUUUUUGUAACGGCUGAAUUAAGGUUCAUUUUACAAUGAGUACAUUGUAUCUGGAGGAAUGACAUUGGGACUGUCUUUGGUGUCCUUUUGGUAAAGGUAUCUACUUACUAGGUAGAUAUAGUAGACAGUGCUGUGCUUGACACAUGUUUUGCUACAUACAUAUAACCAAAAUAAACUUAAACAUGCAUGUGUCUUUGCAGUCAUUUUGUUAAUUUGUAAAACUUCUUUGUAGGAACAAAUGCCUAAAAAGGCUAACCUUGAGGAUUUGGAUGAACUGAGAAAAAGACCUGGUAAGAUUGGCCAGCAAUCUCUGAUAGCCAGCAGGAUACAUGUACAGCAUCAGAUAGAUUACAUGUAAAAGCAACCCAAGAACAAAUCAAAGAGCUACUAUCUGUUUUGUACAUUUUACAAAAUUUAGCUACAUGGUGUGAUUAUUUUUCUAAUACAAUCUUUGUUUGUGUUUGGUAUAUCCUUGCUGUUGGUAAUUGUGUACCCUGACAAACUAUUUUUAAAGGGAUAGUUUGCUCCUAAGACCAUGUAAUUUUUAUCUCAACCAUUAAGAAGUGUGUAUAAAACAUUACAACUUAUUGUGAUUUGAGAUUCCACCAGGUAACCCAACCAUCUAAAAUAUGUAUUCAAAUAUGUCCUUAAUUUUUUCAUGAUAAUUGUUGUCAUUCUGAGAACAACUUAGCAACCUGCAAAACCACAUGGCCAUGUUGCCAGAUGAGAUGUGAUAUGGUGGUGUAUGUAAAGUUUAAGUUAAUUUUUUUCCAAUUUGAUGACAAUAGUAGAAAUGCUAAGUUAUUCUUAGGAGGCAUAGAAAAAUUAGACAUGGUUUGAUGCUACUCUGGUUUAAAGAUUUAAUGAAUGUCAUUGAGAAGUUACAACUCAUAGAUCCAACUCCAACCCACUCCUUUCUAGUGCCUUUAUCAGGUGUGAUCUAAUUGCUGCAACAAGAGGUCCUUUUAUAUUGCUCACUAAUUUGCUGCCUUUUUUCCUGACGAUGUGUAAAUAGGUGUCAGGUAGUGAGCUUCCAUCAUCAUGAUUUAAAGUAGUUUGGAGGGAGUUGAUAUGCUAGGCUUCCAAACAAAGGCACUGGUGGUUAUGUCAAUUAGUGGUGAUAAUUUUAGACUUAUCCCAUGCAAUUGUAUGGUUAGUUAGGCAUGUGUGCUGCAACGAAACUGAAUUUUCUUUUUUGCAAAAGAAGACCGCUUUUUGAUGCUCUUUCAAAUGUGUACCAAACCGAUGUUUGGUCAGUCUGAUAUACUUGUGAUCACAGUCAUUGCAUGGAAUAGAAUAAACAGUGUUGGUCCAUUGUUCUUUUGUGACAGGACCCUUAGCGUUAGCAAAAAUAUGCCCUACAGUCUGAAAAGGUUUUUGAGCAACUUUAACGUUGUGGCUAUUCAAAAUUCUCUUGAUGGGUUCUGUAACACCCCAAAUGUAAGGAAUAACAGCAAAACCAGUAGUGUUACUGGUUUCUGGCCGUUAUGGAAAAAAGUUUUGGUAUAGCCCUUUACCUAUAGGAUAUCCAAAACUUAUAUUUCCAUCUGGUUGCCUUAGGAACUUUAAUAUAUCUAAUGAAGGAAAGUUUUAUCUGGAUUACACCACAUACUUUUGUUUAGGGGAAGUAUUCAACUUUGAAUUACCCCUAAAAACAAUUAUAAAGAUUUUAACAUAGCUGCUUUUGACACCCAUUAGUUCGAUCAGGUAAUGUUUGUUUUUCUCCUUAACCCUAGAUGUUCCAGAUGAUAUUAUGGAUCAACUGAAGCUGUUGAAAGAUGGACUUGAUGCUAUAAAUAAAUGGAAAGAGGAGGUAAAUUUGCCUGUAGUUUGACCAAGGGCUGGGUAAAUUAUUGAAUGCUGGAAAUCCAAUGCAUUGAGAAGCUUUUACUUGAAGGGAAGAUAAGAUUUCCCUUGAAGGUCAUUUCCUUUAACUUUGUGGCUGUUGCAGCAGUUGUUGAUGUUUUCUUUUUUGUGUGUGUGUUAUUGUUGUACUCUGUUUUCCAUUGUAAACGUCAACAUGAUCAUGAUAAAGGAGAUAAACUUAAACUUUAAACAGGAAUGUAAAACAAGGUCAACUAUGAGUUUCAGCUGAUCUGUUUUUUUUUUAAUUAAAAGUGAUACAGUGUAAACUGUAUUUUGAUAUAAUCAUAUAGCUAAUCAGUUUAAAUCAGGUAACUCUCUAUUGCCUAGGCAUAUUAUUGAAAAACAGUAUGUUUUUCAUCUUCCUGGUGUGGGCAUAAAUACAGCUUUUUCUCUGCCAAGUAUGGCAGUUUGUUAAUCAAACAACUGAGGUUUGACUUUUAUGUGUUUUCUUACCCAUUGAAACUGAUAAUUAUUUUAAGAAAACCAUUCCAGCUGACCUGGAAUCCCAAUUAGCAUCUCUGAGGGAAGGACUGUCAUUACUCAAUGAUAACAAGCAACAGGUGAAAUGAGAGGCUUCUAAUCUAAUAUCAACUGACUUCACUCUGUAAACAAAAUAAAUGAUUUAAUAUAAUUAUAAUGUUGUGACUUCAGGUGUUAACUCCUCAUAUGCUAAAUGUUGAAAUAAGUAUUUUACAUGAUUCAAUUGAUUUUAAUCUGGUAUACUACUAUAAAUGACACUGUUAACCUUAGAGACCAACCAAAAUUUGGUGAAAAGUGAAAAGUGAAAUAUGAUAGCAGUUGCUCGGAAAGUAUUGGUUCUAUCUUUGCAGCCAUAUAAAAUAUUUUUUGCCUAAAUUUCCAAGAAAAAGUUUUCAGAAUGUUUUGUGCCACUGUGCUGUAAACAUGGAAUCACAUUGUUUUAAAAUUACAAAACAGACUUGUAUUGACAUCUUAUAAAAUUUUACAAGAUUGAAAGCAUGAAAGAACAGCUCCAGAGUCUAAAGAAAGUGUCUGAUAUGCUGAGCUACCACAACGAAAAGGUAAUGAAGUAAAUUAGUGCUUAAUAGUAUCCAACAAACAAAUUUAAUACAAUGUACCAGUGAAUACUCUAUUUGAUAGUGGACACUUUCUUGGCAAAAUUUGGAAUCGAUCUCGCGUUGUCUCCCAGAUUAUUAAGAGGCAAAAAGAAGUCAAGUGGUGGUUAAAUUGCAAAUAGGUCAGCGGGCCAAUAAACCGAUUAAAGUGGGGUCUAUUCCUUCAAUAGUUGUGUUAUUAGAAUAUUUAAAUGACUUUUUUCACAUCCUCUGGUUUCUUUACUAAGAUAAAAGAGUUUAUCCUGAACAACGUGUACAGCAUUAUUAUGGUAUUAUAUGUCUGUGAAAUAACCAUGUUGUGUUGCCGAAUGUUUAAGCUUCAAAUGAUCCCUGAUGAUUUAUUGGACCAACUUAAUAAGCUUAAAUACUUGGAAAAGACAAUCACUCAAAUGAAAGAGUUUAACGAUCAGGUAAAUUGUUCUUUAUUUUAAUGUAAUGGAAGCCUGUCAUGAAUAAUUAUAACAUGAAACUUAAUAUCCUUCUCCUCUUUUGAAUUAAAUAUCUGAGAAGGAGGUCCUAGGUUUGUUAAUAAUGUAAGAGAUAAGAGUGUGAUCGUAAAGCCAUAAUGGUUUAAACAAUUCAAAGAUAACGACGAGAACUAGAAACUGAAGUGAUGUUUAGUGGCUUGUUGAAGCCUCCCCGUAAUAUUUACUUAUGUAAAAAACGUGAUAAACCUUAUCAAUUGUCUCUGAAAUUAAAAAUUGUAUAUGCCAUUCUUAAAAAAAGUUACCGUCAAGACUGCAACGUAUUGAAGAUCGUCUAAAAGAAGAUACCGAACGCGAAAUCAGAACUUUAAGAGAUGGUCUCCGCCUUCUUAACAACCAGUUAGAAAAGGUUGGUGUAGAAACAUCUUAAAACAUCCUCCUGAAAAACUCUUCGGUUAUUUAAAAACUGAUAUUUAAAGAAAUCUUGAAGAAAUGAUAGAUAUGAACCUUCGUACCUAAAGGAAUACAGCUAUUUAUCAGCCUCUAAUAUUUUGAAUUCAUUGACUUCACAAACCUUCGGAAAAGAUCAUGAUGCUCAUAUUCAAGAUAAGACACCUUGGAAUUUACUUGAAAUUUUCUCGUAUUUAGGCUCCUUGCUAAGUUGGGAUAAGGUAAACAAAUUAAAAACGCUAAUACUGAAAGGGUAAAUUCACAUAUUUUUGUAUUGGUAUAAAAUAAUUGAUAAGAUUUUUCGUAAGAUGUAGGACAGCAAAUUAAAAUCUGCAUUGAAUUUUGUUGUUAAAGUACAAGAAGAUGAGAGAAACAAUACCAAAUAGUGCGUCCUCUGGGAAAGGAAAGGUAACAGCUCUACCACACACAAACACAAACUAAAAUAAACAGUAGAAACUAAGUUUAAAGCGUUUAACAGCAAACACAGAAUAGCCAAUAAGUAAACUACCGUACAAUACGUGACAUUUAUUAAAGGAGAUAUGGUUUUCUUUUCAAUUUUUCUUACUUUAAAUUCGUAAUGAGUGUAAAGAUUAAGAGCAUAAAAUGUUUAGUCGUUAAAACGCACUAGUCUAUACACUUGCCAAACGAAGUAUUAUUGUGCAGCCGACCAUGGUUCCCCCAUUCCUCUCACUUAUUUUAUCCAUACGAACUCUGCUUAUUUGCCAAAAGGAUGUUCAUCUUGAGGUAAGGUCAGUUGCAUCUUGAGGUCAAUUCCGGCUUUGAAUGAGAUGUUGACGUCACUAACAACUCUAGCGUGCAGAGGUCCGGUUGUAAACGUUGACUGGUUUCUUUGUGUUGUUUUAUGGGGUAAGUUGUAGAUCCAUGUACUCUCUCAGUCAAGGAAUCUUGAGAAAAGGCUGGAGGUUAAAAUGCCAUGUACAGUUAUCCUAUGAAGAGGGAGCAGUAAUAAUUUAGUUGCGUAUUUCAGUUGUAUGGUCCACUUGGCUUGUCUGAUUCCUGCUUUUCUUAAUUUCUUUGUGUGUGUGUGCUUUGCAGGAUGGUGAUGCGCUCAGUGCUUUAAGGAGCAUGCUUACUGAACUACAAGGAGAACAGGAAAAACUAAACAGUACAACUAAAGAACUUAUAGAGGAACAUAACAGGAAACAGAAACAUAUUGACGUGAGUUGCAGCAACCCCAACGCCCUGAACUUAAGAAAAAAAAGGAACAUGUUUAGUUAUUUUAACAAACUUUUUAACCGGACUUGGAGUGUCUGAGGUUCAUCAGUGGAGUAUCAGUGGUAUCUCUCAACGCUUCUCUGUUUUACUUUCCUCUCCUUGUCAAGUUUAAACUCUAUUUACUGAUGUUUGUAUUUAACAGGCCUUGUACACGUAUGCUGACAGACUGCAAGAGGUCAAAGCUGACAAAGAACAGGUUGCAAUGGAAAUGGAUGUGGUAUGAAGACCCUUUCUCGUGAUAUCAGUUUGUUAAUUGUUUGUUGAAUUGUGUGGCAACAGGCGUCUCUUUCAGGGAGGUUUUACUUACCAGAGCGUGGAGCAGCAAGCCUAAAAAAUUACUUAACAUUAUUAUUCAGUUUUUUAACUUAUACAUGAUUUUCCAGCUAGCGUUCAGUUACCGUUGUUGAUGAAAAUAAGGAUGUUAUGUGUUACUAGAUAUUCAACUAAGGUUUUGAAUAUACUUUUACAGAAAGCUGAUAAACGUGCAUUGGAUAACUUGAUUAGUCGGAGCAAAUUUGACCAGAGUAUAGGUGGUUUGGAACAGUCAAUGCAGGAGCUUUUACAUCGAUUAGAUGGACAGGUGGGUUCUACAAGACACAAAUUUCUGUACCACCUAAGAUUCAACUUGUUCAUUGACUCGCCAUUUAUCCUUUCCAGUUCACUGCUUAUAAGUGAAAACCUAGAUAUAGUCUGGAAAUACCAUCAAACAAAUCUUUAAAAAAAUUUGAAACCUCGGGAUAUAGCAAUAUAUUAUUGGGGAACUUUGGAGUAUUUUCAUUACUGAGUGUCUUACAUUUUGUAGGAAUCAUCAUUAAGCGAUGCCUUAGCUCGACUUGCAGGCGACAUUGAUCAGAAACUUGAUAGAUUGGAGCUGGAUCCACUGAAGGAUUACUUCGGUAAGAAGUGACUUCCCCGUGCAGUCACAGAAUAUUUUACCUGCUCUCAACUGAAAUGUUUUAUUCCUCCUCUAUUUUCUUAGAAAAGAAGAUUAAAAACAUGAAGUGUAAACACGUUGACUUACCUUUAUCCGAUGAUCCAGCUGCUGGAUUCCGCAAGUAAGUUACUGUAGUUCAGAGUCCAUGGCAUAAUUUUUCACCAAAAUUCUAAGUCAACAAUUCUGAUAUCCUAUCCGUGUGCAUUAUUUGAUAUGUUCGGGUUGGUUUUACUCACGAUGACUUUGUUCUACAGGGCUUUGCUUAGAUUUCACUGUAUUUCCUGUGACAGACCUGUUGACAUGAUACCUGGCCAGUAAGUGACGGUUUGUUUUUUGUUAUUUGAAUUAUUUUCGUUAGUUAAUAAGAGUGAGAGGUAAAUCCGAAAAAAGUAAUAUGAAAUAGUCAGUUGGUUUGUAACACUUACCUGCACUUGAAAGUGACGAGGGUAUGUAGACAACGAGGGGCUAACCUUUCUAUGUUCGUCCCGCUGUUACCGGUUUUAUUUCUGACUAAAGCUGCUUUUACCUUUAGCCCCAAUCCAGCUCUUCCCCAGACUCCUGGUCUUCCUCCAUCCCGUUCAGGCCGCCCUUACACUACUUUUGAACUUGAUCAGAUACGUCAGAUGCAUCGAGGGUAAGUGCACAUAUCGGUGUGGUAAAUAAUGUUUGUCUUAGCGACACUGAGGAUAACAUGUGGUUGGAUGGAAGUGCAGUUGUUUCGUGAUUGCCACAGAAGGUGAACCUGCAGUUUUUCGUCGAAAAGGUGAAAAUUUCUAAGUGACCGUUUCCUUUAUUUUGAGGGAAGGAGACUGCAUAACUUGUAAAAACAACAGUGGCAAGUCUUCCAAUGUGGUUCGAUAAUUUGGCGGGUUUACUGGUUGACCAAGUGAAUCCAUUUGAAUGUAUGCGGUAUUUAUGGACUCAAAUUUGUGCAGAAUGACUGAUAUCCGUACUUUAUCCACAAUUGUAGCGAAUCUUUUAACGUAAACUUGAAAUCUGUCAUUCAACACCUUUGACUCGAUAGACAAAUUUAGACUCAUCUCAUUGCUUCAUCAUCAAAAUAGUUUUAACAAUCAACUUUUACAUUCUCGAAACCAGAACAUUGCUUUGUAUUUCAAUCAAAUAGUGUUAUACAUUGAAAUGAUACAAGACGACUGCUUCUUUUUUUAUCAGGCGAAUUGUAAUCCUAUGAUAGUUGGGGGCCUUGUCUUUUUAUUUAGGAGCCAUCUACUGAAUCAUAAGAGAGGGGGGGGAAGGUGUUGUAGCGCUGUUUGACUGCUCGAUCAUGUAGUUUUCUAGUCACUAAAAGACGUAACUUUAUUUAGCGAGGGUAGACACUUUACAGUCACAGACUGACAAACCCUUGGCCCCUCCCUGGAUUACAUGAAUUGGUAAAGUUAACAUAUAAUUAAAAACACCACAAGUCCAUUCCAAUCUAUCAUUUACUCCGUAAAUGCGUUCCAUUAACCAGCAAAGUAUUUAGUUGGUUUUGUAACUGUAACACCAAUAUUUGUACACAGUGGGUACACUUACGAGCAAGAAGUAGCCACAACAACAGCUCGAGCAUGUGGAGGAAGUCAUACAGUGACCUUUCCACACAGAAGGACGGCCAGAUUCAAGUGAGUUUCUUACGAGCUCCCUUCUGGUGCAUCUUGAAUUGUUUUUCAUGGAUUUGUAUUCAAAGUUUAUUUAUAUCAGUGUCCAUUUCGUCAGUUGUAUAUGUAAGCUGCUCAAAACAAAAUGGCGUGGGGUAGAAUAAAGUUGUGUCGGUUUAAGACAAAAGAAAACCGGUUUUUAAUUGUUAUUGCUUUCAGCCAAUACUAUUACUACAGGGAAGAUGACACACCAGUGCCAAUUCCUCCGAGGUAAGAGAAAUGCUUUUCAAAGAAGCAUAUUUAGAUCCAUCUUAAAGUGAUUAUUUCUGUUUAGUAUGUUGUGUUUGCAGUGCGAAUCAACAAGGUUGAACGUCUUCUUCAUUUUAAGGGAUGAAACAGAGCUGAUUGGUCAGGAUGGACAUAUCUACAAAGGACGUUUUGAUGGAAACAUGGUUGGAGUGGCUGAGUUGCCACCGGUUUGUGAAUUUUGUUGUCAUAAAAAGUUCUGUAGAAAAGGUUAACUGAUCAAUCAUUUUCUUUCUUCUGAUAAUCAAGCGAAAUAACCUAACGUGGUCAGAAAGGAUGAGUUUCUCUUUUCUCAUCUGCCAAUGAAUGAAACUUUUGUUGUCUCCAAUUUGGUGGUUAAUUGUACUUGAUCAAUAACAACACUCUCGACCCUGACUGCCACCAAUCAGCCCUUUAUUGUAGGUUAAUUGGCUCUUGCAAGACCAACUGUCCGAUUUGACUUGUUUUAGUUUGUUUUUUUUUCUGUCAUAAACAGCUUGUAAACGUGCUGGUCGAACAGCUCAACAGCUAAUAAAAACAACUAGGCUAAUGCCGCCAGCCAAUUAGAUUUAACCACCUGUCAGUGAUAAUGCAUAGAUACUAAGGAAACAUUUUGAGAAAGCCCUGUGCUCAGUACUUUUUCCUCUCAGCAGAACCCUAAGUCUCCAAGAGCCAUGUCGGCGAAAAGAGCUUCUAGUCCCCAGCCUCCUCGCAAUGGCAGUCCAAUUACUAGGCGUCCUCGGUCUGCUGCGGUGCCAACUUCACCAAGGAACCAAAAGGAGGAGGAGGUGGAGCCUGCGAGGGUUGUUGUACCGUGAAAACAAGAUGGAAACUCUAUGUUAUUAAUAUAAAUUGCGAUAUUUAAUUCAAAGACGGGACGGAGGAUUUGUACACAGAAACCAAGUCUUAGCCUGUCAACGUGAUCGGCUUUUUGAUUUUAUGAAAAUUUUGAUUAAGUCUUCAACAACAAAGAAAAACGAAAAGGUAUUCGACCAGCUGUAUGUAUUGUUAUAGAUCUAUUUAUAACAAAGUGAAUUACAUUGUGUAUUGCGGAACGGAUCUGUUCUCAGCUGAAAGAAUAGUGACGAGCGUUAAAGCAGUUCUUUUCCCUUUCAUCAAAAGACAUACGUAGUAGUUAAUAAGUUAUUUGUAUUGGGUAGUCAGUAUGAGAAGAUGCCGCAUGAACAAUAUUCGCACUCAAUCCAAACACAUGUGAUCAUUGUUUAAAUCUCAAUGAAGUUGCGUUUUCAAAUAUGAUGUAAAUAAAGAAGCACCGACU